Mollisia scopiformis is the source of this 1166-nucleotide messenger RNA. Its product is annotated as alpha/beta-hydrolase. Bases 337 to 1164 code for a protein of 275 amino acids. The transcript has a single exon. The record is from RefSeq and is a predicted model, not a curated record. Lineage: Eukaryota; Fungi; Ascomycota; Leotiomycetes; Helotiales; Mollisiaceae.
CACGAAUUACUAUCACCAGCCCUCAGCCAAUACUUGGCAGACCACUAAAUCACUACAUUUUGAGUCCCAGUUUGCACUGUUUAGAAUAUGCAUGCAUCUUGAUUACGAGAGCUUGCCCCCUUGUCAUUCUGUGCAUUAUUAUACGGCGAUUGCAGACGGCUUGAGCAACCACAGCAUCUUGGCUGGCGAAAGAUCAGGUUAUGAAGCUCUCAUAGACUAUCAUGGCAAUCAAUCACUCUUUAAUUCCGUCCUCGGAAUAUAUCUCUCUCAAGAUUCUCCAUCUUAGCAGACGCUUUUCACGAAUCCAAAAUACACGUGAUCAAAACAAGCUUCAAGAUGGUUGAUGUCCCCACAACCAAUGGAGCCUCUGCAAAGCCAACAAUCGUCCUAAUCCACGGCCUCUGGAUGUCUCCAUCUUGCUGGGAAGAAUGGAUCUCCUUCUUCGCCAGCAAAGGCUACACAGCCAUAGCCCCUGGUUGGCCCGGACUCGACGGCCGUACAGUCGAAGACAUCCGCGCGCACCCAGAAGCACUUCAAGGUGUCACCAUUGGCGCCAUAAUCAACAACUACAUUAAAAUCAUUGAAACUCUACCAUCCCCUCCGAUCCUCAUGGGCCAUUCCUUUGGAGGCCUCUUCGUUCAAAUUCUUCUCUCGAAAGGAUUCGGUAUCGCGGGCGUAGGCAUAAGUCCAGCCCAACCAUCUGGUGUUUUAACGCUGAAACUCACCACCGUGAAGGCCGGAUUCGGAGUCCUGGGUAAUCCGUUGAAUUACAACAAAGCGGUCAAGAUCACGGAGUCGCAGUUCCAUUACAAUUUCGGAAACCACCUCAACGCGGUCGACUCCAAGGUUUUAUGGGAGAAAUAUUCCAUACCAGCAGCUGGGCAUAUCCUGUUCCAGGGUGUGCUAGGACUCUUGAGUGCAAAGAGUGAAGGGAGCGUGGAUUUUGGGAAGAAGAAUAGAGCGCCGCUUUUGCUGAUUGCGGGAACGAAUGAUCACGUCGUUCCUAGGCAGGUGGUUGAGGCGGAGAGGAAGCAUUAUGUUGGGCCAGCGGUUGUGGAGCUGAAGGUGUUUGAGGGGAGGACGCAUGGGAUUGUUAAUCAGAAGGGUUGGGAAGAAGUUGCGGAUGAUGCUUUGAAGUGGGUAGAGGAGAAGACAAAGGUUUGAGG